Astyanax mexicanus (Mexican tetra) is the source of this 2493-nucleotide messenger RNA. It is a transcript of the gene rab10, whose product is annotated as RAB10, member RAS oncogene family. Gene Ontology annotation, molecular function: GTPase activity; GTP binding. Gene Ontology annotation, biological process: cellular response to insulin stimulus. The record is from RefSeq and is a predicted model, not a curated record. The transcript has 6 exons. Lineage: Eukaryota; Metazoa; Chordata; Actinopteri; Characiformes; Acestrorhamphidae. Bases 615 to 1220 code for a protein of 201 amino acids. Gene Ontology annotation, cellular component: recycling endosome; insulin-responsive compartment; Golgi apparatus.
CUAGGGUGUCGCCUUUGGUGGCUCCAUUCGAAGGCGACGGCGGUCGUCUGUAUUUCGGCAUCUUUCAGAGCUCGGAGAGUAAACCGGGGGAAACGGCGGCGGAGAUCCGACAAAACAGCGCGGGGUUCGGCUCUCUCGGAUGGUUAGACCCGCAGACACGGCUGGGAUGAGGCGGUGUGCUGAGAAUCUGAAGCAGCUCGGUGUUUAGUUUGGAAGAAAAGAGUAAAGUCGGGUUUUUGAGGGAGCCAUUUUGUCCCGACUGUGUGGGAGAGAGUGAGAGAAAGAAAGAAAGAAAGAGUGGGGGGCAAAAAGGGGGAAAUCUGCUCCAGAGAGAGGAACUGCCAUCCUCCCGAAAACCCACAGCGAAAGGACGGAGCUCUAAACAGUAGUCUAGCCUGCCGGGAAGAGUCGGGUUUACACAGGGCCCGGGUUUAGUUAACUAGCUGUGCUCCAGAUACCAGCCAGCCAGCGUAGCUUAGCCUAGCUCACAGCUCUUUAGCUCUGCUAGCCUGGAGACAACACACAUAUUUACCCCAUCAGAAACUUAGCCGAGCUAGCUUUUAGCCUUUAAGCGUUAACGUUAACUUUUUAAAAUAAAACAAUAAAGGCAAAUAAUGGCGAAGAAGACGUACGACUUGCUGUUUAAGCUUCUCUUGAUCGGAGACUCUGGGGUGGGAAAGACCUGCGUGCUGUUCCGCUUCUCAGACGACGCCUUCAACACCACCUUCAUCUCCACCAUAGGAAUCGAUUUUAAGAUUAAAACAGUUGAAUUGCAAGGAAAGAAGAUAAAACUACAGAUAUGGGACACAGCAGGACAGGAGAGGUUCCACACCAUCACCACCUCCUACUACAGAGGAGCCAUGGGCAUCAUGCUUGUGUACGACAUCAGCAACGCCAAGAGCUUCGAGAACAUCAGCAAGUGGCUCCGGAACAUUGACGAGCAUGCCAAUGAGGAUGUGGAGAGAAUGCUGCUAGGCAACAAGUGUGAUAUGGAGGACAAACGGAUCGUACCAAAGGCUAAGGGAGAACAGAUUGCCAGAGAACACGGAAUUCGCUUCUUUGAGACAAGUGCAAAAGCCAACAUCAACAUUGAGAAGGCGUUCCUUACGUUAGCAGAAGACAUCCUCAGAAAGACACCUGUAAAAGAGCCCAACAGUGAAAACGUCGACAUUAGCACCGGAGGCGGAGUCACAGGAUGGAAGACCAAGUGUUGCAGUUGAACAGUGUCUCUCCUUUUUCUCUCCUUCUCUCUCUUAUCUCUCUCUCUCUGUCUCUCUCUCUCUCUCUCUUUCUCUCUCACACACACACACACAUUCACACUCACUCACACAGACACUCACAACCCGCACGCACACAUACACGGCCCAUACAUAUAAAAAAUGUCUUGUUCUCUUUCUCACACUCUCAUUUUCUUCCUUCUUUGUGUCUAACUCUUCUCAUCCACUUCUUCAAUCUCUUUCUCUCUCUCUCCCCUUUUCUCAUUUCCUCCCUUUUUCUCCCUCUCUAACUCAACUCUUGUUCUUCCACUCACAUCUGCUUGCUGACAAUAUAAUUUUUAUUUCUGACGGCAAAAAAAAAAGAAAUGUAUAGAUAAAAAAGAGAAAUCAUGUCAUGUUUCUUGUCAUUUAUUUUAAAGGUUUAAAAUAAGAGGAAAAGAGGGAAAGAAAACCUCUUCACCACUACAUUUUUAAAAAAAGAUUGAAAAAAAAGAUGAAUUCUGAAUGAAGGGGGGUUGGAAAGGACCCGCUGGACCUUUUUUAUGACUCUGAUCCAUCAGUGUGAAGGUGAAACUAGCUGACUAAUCCAAACAGGCAUGAACAUUUGAGGCCAUUUUUUUGUUGUUUUUUUUGUUUUUGUACAGUUUCUGGGUUGGUGGUUGGGAUAUUUUGUGUGUAGCUCUGUGGUUAGUGUGUACAGAGCUUUUUGUCUAACUGGGGUUCUUUUUCUUUUUUUUAAGGGGUCUUUUUUGUUUGUUUUUUUCGUCCGGUGCCUUAAUGUGGAGCCAAAAGGCUUAAACUCCUGUUCUCCCUGAACCCCCAACACCUAACACAAGUGCACACACAUACACAUGUGCGCACACACUCCCAAAUAUCACCUCAUUAACUAUUCCACCUGCCCGCCCCCUCCAUGUGAACUCACUGAGGAACUCCUAAACUCGCCAGGACAGACGUUUGAACCGAAGAGAAUGGCAUCUGUUUUUUUUAUUUUUUUUUUCUUCUUUUUGUCAUGAUUUGUUUCACAUUUUGUGAUGUUUUUUAGUUGUUGUUUAUUUUGCCACACCUUUCCCAGUCUCUCUCUCUAUCUCGCUCUCAUUAUCUUUUUUUUCCUCUCUCUCCUGAUCCUGCAUGCCAUUUUUCUUUUGGUUUGGAGACUUUUGUGUGCAGCAUGAAUGGCUGCACUGCUCAUGCUCAGUUCUGGGGGGGUGGGGUUGAAGUUCUCUUUGGAAAUUCAAACAGUUUUGCAGAUCCAUUAAAAAUAAGCUUGUAUAAGUUA